Messenger RNA from Dreissena polymorpha, 1142 nucleotides. Its product is annotated as peptidoglycan-recognition protein SC2-like. The transcript is spliced from 5 exons. Gene Ontology annotation, molecular function: N-acetylmuramoyl-L-alanine amidase activity; zinc ion binding. Bases 173 to 970 code for a protein of 265 amino acids. Gene Ontology annotation, biological process: peptidoglycan catabolic process. Lineage: Eukaryota; Metazoa; Mollusca; Bivalvia; Myida; Dreissenidae. The record is from RefSeq and is a predicted model, not a curated record.
CAAUAUACCAAAUUGUUAUGACCUGUUGGAAACAAAACUAGUGCAAGGUAUCUUGUUAUCGUCUUGUACGUAAAGACACAUGAUGACUCUCUGAGCAGAAGAUAAGAGGAACUCUGUGUGAUCCAAAGGGCUAAAUUCGCUUUGGUUAUUCACAGAAGCAAGUCAGGUGAAAAUGAGGUUCAUUUUCGCGUUCGUUGUAUUUGGCAAUAUCUGCAUCAGUACGGCGGUUGCCGCUGACUGCGCAUGCGCAACAACUGGUGUGAAUGUUCGUGAUGGUGCAGGAACAACUCACAACAUACUGACCACGUUGGCCACUGGAAAAUGCCUUCCUUUCAAAGGACAGAGGCAGAACGUAGCUGGGGAUUCAUGGGUUAAUGUGGAUUAUAAUGGACAAAACGGUUGGAUGCACGAAGGAUAUGUACACAUCAGACCUUGUACCGGAUCUUCAGCUUCAAGCGCUGUCCAGUUGCCCGGAUGUCCACACAUUGUCACACGCCAAGAAUGGGGUGCGCGUGCAGCAAAGUUUUGGAGCGGGAAUCUUCCUAGCACCCCGACAUACAUGUUCAUUCACCACGGUGCUUCCGGAUUCUGCCACACCAAGGCUGAGUGUACACAUAUGGUGAAGUCGUACCAGGAUCAUCACAUGGACGCAAAUGGUUGGCCUGACAUCGGGUACAGCUUUGUUGUUGGUGAGGACGGCAAUGUUUACGAAGCCAGAGGAUGGGAUGAAAUCGGCGCUCAUACCCUGAAUUACAACUCCGUCGGGCUCGCCAUUUGCGUGAUCGGCGACUUCACUAACCGCGUGCCCAAUGACGCUGCCCUGAACGCCGUAAAGCAGCUGAUCAGGUGCGCCCAUGACAACCACAAGAUCACCAACGGCUAUACGCUACGGGGCCACAGGGACGUGUUUAAUACGGCGUGCCCCGGGGACAAGCUGUACGAGCUCAUCAGGACCUGGCCCCACUAUUAACUUACCCCGGCACGUAUAGAGACCCCUGCGAGGGUUGGAUGUGCAACAUGGCUCUACAUCAGCAUACUGCCUUCAUUUCAUUUAAAUUAGCACUAUAUGCAAACUCGGCUCCUAUUGCCUCAAAUUAACCUUUUCACUGUAAAAUUAUGACUGAAGUAAAUAUUAAAAUUAA